Molecule: messenger RNA, 1658 nt
Organism: Filobasidium floriforme
Lineage: Eukaryota; Fungi; Basidiomycota; Tremellomycetes; Filobasidiales; Filobasidiaceae
Product: S-adenosyl-L-methionine-dependent methyltransferase
Exons: 9
Coding region: 350-1420 (356 amino acids)
Biological process (GO): mitochondrial respiratory chain complex I assembly
Cellular component (GO): mitochondrion
Source: RefSeq, a predicted model, not a curated record
ACCGUGUUAGCGUAGCGGGUAAACGGGCACACGCGGGAUAAGAACUCCAUCAAUGAAGAGGGCGUUGUUAUUAAGCUGCCUAUGACCGUGAAAGUAACGCGUUCGAAUCCAGGACUCGACCAAAAUAGUAUUAUUGGAGAGCUGUGGCCCAUGGCCCCUCUAGGAAUCCGAUAACGAAUAUUCUUUUUUGCCGAUGGUCAAUCCUCUUGAUCACAUCAUCAUCAAUCGUCGAUCGUCGAUCAUCAGAACGACACUUUGGGCAAUUUGAACGUUUCGAGUUGAGCAUUACAAAACGGUUCAAACCCCAUUACGACCCAUCUUUUUACCUGGGACUCAACAUCUCCUCAAUAUGUCACGAACGAACCAAUUCCGCACGCUAUCUUCUCUCUUACCCCGCCGCAUCCCGACCUCCAGCUCGAUCCGACAUGCUACAAGUCUCCCAUCCUCGUCCCACUCUUACGCCUCCUUGGCAUCGGAACAACCAUCCCUAGCGACCUCUCCAGCCCCGUUCGAAGUGUUCGAUCGGUCUGCUAAACGGAAACAGAGGGACAGGGCUGCGACGAGGGUGGAUGAACAGACAGGGAAGGCGGGGGGGAAGAGCAGGGUGACGGAUUAUCUGAAGAACGAGGUUGCCGAGCGGAUGUUUGAGAGGUUUGAGGACCUGCGCAAACCGCCCGCCUCGGUCCUAGACCUCUCUUCAUCCUCGGGCCAUCUGACGAAACUCAUCGCUUCCCUAGAAACUACGCAAAAGAUCAGGAUGAUGGAUCAUAGCGAGAAGACGCUAUUCCGGGACCCUGAUUCCGAGUUCGAUCUCGCCCCGACCCGAUCUGUAGUCGACGAAGAAGCCCUCUUGACGCACAUCGAUGAGGAUAGCCAGGAGGCGAUCGUCAGUAAUCUGGGGUUACACUGGGUCAACGAUAUUCCAGGCGUGCUGAAGCAGAUCCGACAAGGGUUGAAACCGGACGGGUUCUUUUUGGGGAGCAUGUUGGGUGGGGACAGCGUCUUUGAACUACGGACGGCGCUACAGUUGGCAGAGAUGAACCAGAGUGGGGGUGUCAGUCCGAGGAUCUCGCCGAUGGCCGACCCUCGGGACGCAUCCAACCUGCUCCAACGCGCCGGCUUUACGCUCCUCACCGUCGACGUCGAGGACAUUACCAUCUCCUACCCUAGCAUGUGGGAAUUGAUCGAGGACUUGAGGGAUAUGGGCGAGAGCGGGGCCGUCCUCGGAAGGCGACCGUUUAUCAAGCGGGAUAUCCUCUUGAGCGCCGAGGCGAUCUAUAAAGAGCUGCAUGGGCAUGAGGAUGGGACGGUCCCAGCGACGUUUCAGGUCAUCUACCUGAUCGGCUGGAAACCUAGCGACAAGACGCCCAAGGCGCUCCCUAGGGGAUCGGGGAAGACCAACUUGAAGGACGUCUUGUGAUCGACCCCCACUACGACCGAUGUGGACAGCGUCAUCUGUUCUAUAUCGUUACUGUAUCACGCAGAGAAGCACGUAUCGUUGCACGAGUACACUACACUAGAGUAUGAUCGAGGCGUCAUGGAUGCGACACAUGUGAUGUAUUCGACCUUGAUCGCUCGGGGGUUGUCGAGGGGGUUGCCAGUUUCGUUUUGAUCCCACUAGGUGGAGGACGUGACGUCAUUUUUUCUCGAGAAUGGGG